AUGUCACGGCGGCCCAACCCUGCCGCUGAUCGCGCGGAACAGAAUCGCACGACGCUCAAGAAUCUAGUAAAGCUCGAGGGCAACAAGACAUGCGCCGACUGCAAGAGGAACAAACACCCAAGAUGGGCCAGUUGGAACCUAGGCAUCUUUAUAUGCAUUCGAUGCUCUGGCAUACACCGCGGCAUGGGGACACAUAUUAGCAAAGUCAAAUCUGUCGACCUUGACUCCUGGACCGAUGAACAACUCCAGAGCGUAUUGAAAUGGGGCAACGCCAGGGCGAACAAGUACUGGGAAGCGAAGCUGGCACCAGGCCACGUACCGUCCGAGGUGAAGAUCGAGAACUUUAUACGCACCAAGUACGAGUCGAAGCGAUGGGUCAUGGAUGGGCCUAUACCUGACCCCUCCACCCUAGAGGCGGACGAUGAUGAUAUGCCAUUGAAGAAGGUGCAAGAAAAGGUUCAACUCGAGCGGUCCACAUCGCAACGGCUUGCUGGAAGCUCCGGUCGACUUCCUCCUCCUCAGGCGCAGCCGCAGCCUGCGAUCGAUCUAUUUGGUGACGAGCCCGCCCCCCCACGACCGAGCACCGGACCUCCCGCAGGAGCGCGAGCGCCUCCAAAGGCAGAAGCCCUUCCGCCAAAACAAACAAAGGCAGGCGACUCGUUACUGGGCUUGGACUUCAUGGGUGGUGGAGCAUCUUCUGCGCAACCGGCCCGGCCCUCGAGCACAGGUCCUGCCGCUGCCGCACCAUCAAGACCGGAUUUGAAGCAGUCAAUUCUGUCACUAUAUGCUUCGAAACCAGCAGCACCGCCACAACCACAACAGCAUGCGCGUCAAGAGUCUUUUGGUGGUCUUGGUUCCCCUCAGGCGCAAACAUCGCCUCAACAGUCAGCGUUCGGCGGAAUGAACGAUGCCUUUAGUAGCCUGUCUUUCAGCGCAGCGCCGGCACCCAAGCCUUCUCCAUUUUCUGGUCUCGAUAGCUUCUCGAGUGCCAAGUCGCCGCCCUCCACUUCUUCAUCAAACAUGUUCGGUGGUGGAGGCAAUUUCUUCGACUCCAAACCAAAGUCACCUCCCCAGGCUCAGGCACAGAGCCGAACGAUGAGCCCUUCCAGUGCCUUAGGCGACUUUGGCGCUUUUAACUCGCCUGCACCAUCGAAGCCCGCACCCCAGGCCUCCGGUAUGAACGAUCUCCUCGAUCUAUCUAUGCCCUCUGCGCCUGCGCCCGCGCCGAGAGUUUCCUCACCGCCCGUAGCAUCCCCACCGAAUAACUCGGCUUUCAACCUCUCCUCUCCCGUCGCACCGUCGGUACCCAAGGCAAACCAUGCUCCUGCAACCGUGAAUUAUGGAGGAUUCUCGAACAUGGAUGCGUGGGGAGGUAACGACGUUUGGGCAUCAUCUGCUCCAAGCCAGCCAGCAACUAAUACAACUGCAUCACAUACGCAGGCCAAGAGCCCGGGCUGGGGUGCACCGCAAGUAGCGCAGGAUGAUGAUUUCGGUGGAUGGAGCAGCGCUGCGCCUAGCACGACGACGAAUACGACCACAACAACUCACACAAGCUCCACACAAAACAAGCCUGCAGGUGGAUUUGGCGGCGGGAGUGAUGAUUUGUUUUCCAACGUAUGGCAGUGA
Cucurbitaria berberidis CBS 394.84 is the source of this 1626-nucleotide messenger RNA. RefSeq names its product ArfGap-domain-containing protein. Gene Ontology annotation, cellular component: Golgi apparatus. The coding region runs from base 1 to 1626 and encodes 541 amino acids. The record is from RefSeq and is a predicted model, not a curated record. NCBI's taxonomy places the organism in Eukaryota, Fungi, Ascomycota, Dothideomycetes, Pleosporales, Cucurbitariaceae. The transcript is spliced from 3 exons. Gene Ontology annotation, biological process: endoplasmic reticulum to Golgi vesicle-mediated transport; intra-Golgi vesicle-mediated transport; endocytosis. Gene Ontology annotation, molecular function: GTPase activator activity; metal ion binding.